Messenger RNA from Eruca vesicaria subsp. sativa (arugula), 1864 nucleotides. Lineage: Eukaryota; Viridiplantae; Streptophyta; Magnoliopsida; Brassicales; Brassicaceae. The record is from the annotation of a GenBank genome assembly.
AUUAGUUUGCAACAGAAAAAAUAAAAAAAAAAGAAACUCGGGAGAUUCGUUUCACAGAGCACACGCAAUCACUGGACCCCAACCUUCACCCAAUCGUAUUCCUCCAUUUCAAUAGUACCUUCUUCUUCUGUUUCUGCUUCUUCUUUCUCCAAAGAGAUAGAGAUGCGAUGAGAUCUAUACCGUUGAGCCGGAGCUCUUACAGAUUCCAACAUCCGAAUCCGUUUCGAUCUCUUGAAUCGCUUCCUCUCCUUUCCGCUACUCGUCUCCGCGUCGUACAAUCUAGACCUCCCUCUUCCUUCAAGUUAAAUGUAGCAAGACAUGGAUGUAAUAGCAUGAUGGGACAUAGCUCUGUCUCAGUCAAGGCCUUUGAUGACGAUUCGUUUGAUUUGGAUUCUGGUGACAUAUUUGCUGCUGCAUACUCGAUUUCUUCUAGUGAAGGCGAAGAGAGCGAUGGGGAGUAUGGGCUCAAUGUGGUUACUGAAACAACCGCACAGAGGCUCGGAAAGUUUCCAAAAGGUCGUAAAAAGCACAGGAUCAGAUAUGGGAUUAAUUUAGGGCUUCUUGCCUUUUUGACGCCCCUGCUUUUGUUUAUGGACUCAUUUGCUUGGAAGAUUGUUAGACUGCCUCUCCCUCCCUAUUUCUUGACCCAGCCCUUCUUCACAUCCGCCAUUUUAGUCACCUUAGCAGGUUAUGUUUGUGUCCCCUUGCUAGACAGAAUGAAAGUGCAUGAGCCAAUCAGGAGACUAUGGCCAGUUACUCAUAGCCGCAGACAAACUAUCCCGACAAUGGGCGGUUUGUUCUUUGUUCCAAUAGGUGUUGUUGUUGCAGUUGUCAUGACUAGAUUCUCUUCUAUCGAAGUCGCUGGAGCAGCUGCUGUGACUCUAGUGUUUGCAGCGAUUGGUCUAGUUGAUGACUCUUUAAGCCUCUGCAGUGACAAUAGUAAUGGUUUAUCUGCAAAGAUGCAACUUCUUUUGGAGGGAGCGGUCGGGACAUGUUUUGCGUUUUGGUUGGAGAGGGCAAGCAUCUCAUCUCCUUAUGGCAUGAAAAUGUUGGUUCCUUUGCCUUCACCGUUAGGUCUCAUUUGCUUGGGAAAACUUUACCUAUUGUUGACAUCGUUCUACUUCGUUUCCAUGGGAAACUUAGUCAAAGCAACUGAUGGUCUUGAUGGACUGGCUGGAGGUGUUGCUGCCUUGGCUUUCGUUGCAAUGGCAAUAGUUGUUCUUCCUAUUUGCUCUGAUCUUUCUGUAUUUGGAGCUUCCAUGGCUGGAGCUUGCUUCGGGUUUCUACUUCACAACCGAUACAGAGCAUCUGUUUCCAUGGGAGGUACAGGAUCAUUGGCACUCGGUGGAGCUUUGGCUGCAAUGGCUGCUUGCUCUGGAAUGUUCUUGCCGUUGUUCAUAUCCUCUGGUGUUUCUAUCUUGGAAGCUGCUUCUGUUAUUAUUCAGGUAGCGUUUUACUCGGCGACUAAGCGUUUAAAGGGAAAAGGGCGUCGGGUUUUCAAAACAGUGCCGUUUCAUCAUCACCUAAGGCUAAGUGGUUUGAAGGAGCCAAUGAUAGUAACAAUGGCAUAUGUUAUAUCCUCUUUGCUCUCUCUUUCAGCAGCUUACGUAGGUCUUAUAUCUGCAUAACUUUCUUUUUUCUUUCCCUUCGGAUCUCUACACAGUUUUUUUUCUUUAAGAGAGAAAAGUGAAACGAAAAAAGUUGAUAUGAAAUGGACUGCCUACUAAAAAGUUUAUUAGGUGCAAACAUAUAUAGAGUUUGGUUCGUGUUUUAGUCGAUGGAAGCAGAGACUUUUACUCAUGAAUUUGCAAUCAUUUCGAAGAACGUGAAGUCACCGCGAGACACCAACGAUAAUGUGAUUAAC